Acanthopagrus latus (yellowfin seabream) is the source of this 3796-nucleotide messenger RNA. RefSeq names its product dihydropyrimidine dehydrogenase b (gene dpydb). NCBI's taxonomy places the organism in Eukaryota, Metazoa, Chordata, Actinopteri, Spariformes, Sparidae. The record is from RefSeq and is a predicted model, not a curated record. Gene Ontology annotation, molecular function: dihydropyrimidine dehydrogenase (NADP+) activity; iron-sulfur cluster binding; uracil binding. Bases 304 to 3366 code for a protein of 1020 amino acids. The transcript is spliced from 25 exons. Gene Ontology annotation, cellular component: cytosol; cytoplasm. Gene Ontology annotation, biological process: uracil catabolic process; thymine catabolic process.
GGACAUUGAUUUAUCCAGAGCUCCGGUGCAACGUACCCAGGAACCUGUCUGCUGAACUUUAACCCUCAGAGAGCGGUAUCAGCUCGGUCGAUUUACCUUAUCGCUCGUAGAUAAAAACAAUUUUAAUUUUCAACUUGUUAGCGAGAGCAGUGGGCCUGAUAAAGACGGUCAGCCCUCAGACCAUUCCACUUGGGAGCAGAGGAGUCCCGGACAGUGCUUCGGACCUCUAAUCUACAAUCUGUCGCCAGAGGAUCUUCAGAAAGUGUUUGAGAGCUUUUAGUCCCCACACCAGGAAGAAUCAAAAUGUUGAGUAAAGAUCCUCCAGACAUUGAGAACAUCCUGGCCCUCAAUCCCAGGGUGAAGACUCAUGCUCAGAUCAUGUCCACAGCCAACAAGAAGAAGGAAAAGAAACACUGGAAAAGAAACCCUGACAGGACCUGUGAUUCUUGUGUGAAGUUAGAGAACAACUUCGACGAUAUCAAACACACUACACUGAGUGAACGCGGAGCUCUACGAGAAGCAUUGAGGUGUCUAAAAUGUGCAGAUGCUCCCUGUCAGAAGAGCUGCCCCACUAACCUGGACGUCAAAUCAUUUAUUACAAGCAUCUCUAAUAAGAACUACUAUGGAGCAGCGCGGGCCAUCUUGUCUGACAACCCCCUGGGUUUGACCUGUGGAAUGGUUUGUCCCACAUCAGAGCUGUGUGUGGGUGGCUGCAACCUAUAUGCUUCGGAGGAGGGGCCCAUUAAUAUCGGAGGGUUACAGCAGUUUGCGACGGAGGUGUUCAGUAAGAUGGGCAUCCCUCAGAUCAGGAAUCCUGAACUCCCACCAGCCAAUGAGAUGCCAGAGUCUUACCACGCCCCUAUAGCUCUGAUUGGCUGUGGCCCAGCAUCAGUCAGCUGUGCUUCCUUCCUGGCCCGUCUUGGAUAUGAUAACAUAACCAUAUUUGAGAAACAGAAGUACACUGGAGGGCUGAGCACAGCAGAAAUCCCUCAGUUCAGGCUUCCUUACGAGGUUGUCCAGUUUGAAAUAGACCUGAUGAAGGACUUGGGGGUCAAGGUUGUGUGUGAGAAGGGUCUGGGUAUGAAUGGAAUGACUCUGACGUCCCUGAGACAGGAAGGAUUUAAGGCUGUCUUCAUCGGGAUUGGUCUCCCUCAGGCCAACAGAGCUAAAAUCUUCCAGGGUUUAACGAUGGAUCAAGGCUUCUUCACUUCCAAAGACUUUCUGCCUAUGGUGGCCUUAGCCAGCAAGAAAGGCAUGUGCCAGUGUCGUACCUCUCUGCCGGAGUUAAGAGGCGUGGUGAUCGUUCUGGGGGCCGGUGACACUGCGUUUGACUGCGCCACAUCAGCUCUGCGCUGUGGAGCCAGGAGAGUCUACGUGUGCUUCAGGAAGGGCUUCACCAACAUCAGAGCUGUUCCUGAGGAGAUGGAGUUGGCUAAGGAGGAGCAGUGUGAGUUCCUGCCUUUCCUGUCUCCUCGUGAGGUCAUCAUGAAGAACGGCCGGGUUGCCGGGCUACGCUUCUGUCGCACCGAGCAGACUGAAGGGGGAGACUGGCUGGAGGAUGAGGAGCAGGUUGUCAAGCUGAAGGCGGAUUACAUCAUCAGUGCCUUUGGUUCCAUGCUCAACGAGCCAAAAGUAACUGAGGCCAUGAGUCCAGUGAAGCUAAACCGCUGGGGAACUCCAGAGGUGAACACAGACACCAUGCAGACCAGCGAGCCCUGGGUGUUUGCAGGAGGAGACAUCGCUGGUUUGGCAAACACUUCAGUGGAAUCAGUGAAUGAUGGCAAACAGGCCUCCUGGCAUAUUCACAGACACAUCCAGUCUCUGUAUGGACAGAUAGUGGAUGCAGUUCCGAAGUUGCCGUUGUUCUACAGUGCCAUAGAUCAGGUGGACAUCAGCGUUGAGGUUUGUGGAAUUAAGUUCCCCAACCCGUUUGGCCUGGCGUCCGCUCCUCCCACCACCAGCACAGCUAUGAUCAGAAGAGCUUUUGAACAAGGAUGGGGCUUCGCUCUGACCAAGACGUUUGGACUGAAUAAGGAUUUGGUGACCAACGUGUCUCCUCGUAUUGUGCGUGGCACCACAUCAGGUAAUGUGUACGGACCAGGUCAAGGCUCCUUCCUCAACAUUGAGCUCAUCAGUGAGAAGACAGCAGCCUACUGGUGCCAGUCAGUCGCCGAGCUGAAGAGGGACUUCCCAAACAAUGUGGUGAUCUCCAGUAUCAUGUGUAGUUACAACAAGGAAGACUGGACUGAACUAGCCAAGAUGGCAGAGAACUCAGGGGCAGACGCUCUGGAGCUGAACCUGUCUUGUCCUCAUGGAAUGGGAGAGAGGGGCAUGGGACUGGCCUGUGGACAGGACCCGGUGUUGGUGCGUAACAUCUGUCGCUGGGUGCGUGAUGCCAUUUCCAUUCCAUUCUUUGCCAAGCUGACGCCAAACGUUACCAAUAUUGUUGACAUCGCCAAGGCUGCUCAUGAAGGUGGAGCGGAUGGAGUAACAGCCACCAACACAGUCUCAGGCAUGAUGGGACUGAAGGCCGACGGCGCCCCCUGGCCGAGCAUUGGAAAGGGCAAACGCACCACUUACGGAGGGGUGUCUGGUAAUGCCAUCAGACCCAUUGCUCUCAGAGCCGUAUCAGCCAUCGGCAGAGCGAUUCCUGGUUUCCCAAUCUUGGCCACCGGAGGUAUCGACUCAGCAGAUACUGGACUGCAGUUUCUUCACGCUGGGGCCUCGGUGUUACAGGUGUGCAGUGCAGUACAGAACCAGGACUUCACCGUGAUCGAGGACUACUGUGUGGGUCUGAAAGCCUUGCUGUACCUGAAGAGCCUGGAGCUGAACGGAUGGGAUGGUCAAUCCCCUCCAACAGACAGACAUCAGAAGGGAAAACCAGUUCCCAAACUGGAAGAACUUGUUGGAAAGAGCCUCCCUAGCUUUGGUCCGUACCUCCAGCAGAAAACAGAAGUCAUCGCAGACUACAAGAAAAAGCUCAGAGGCGUUCAAACUGAUGUGAUGGCAACAACCAACGGCCGGGCCAGCAUGCCUAAAAAACCUGUUCCUGCUGUCAAGGAUGUGAUAGCCAGGGCACUGCGCUACAUCGGAGCAUACCAGGAACUGAACAACAUGGAGCAGGUCCAGGCCCUGAUCGAUGAAGAGAUGUGUAUCAACUGUGGUAAAUGUUAUAUGACCUGCAAUGACUCUGGAUACCAGGCUAUAGAGUUCAACCCGGAGACCCACCUGCCCGUCGUGAGUGACAACUGUACGGGCUGCACUCUGUGCCUCAGCGUCUGUCCAAUCAUAGACUGCAUCAAGAUGGUCACCAGGACAACGCCCUAUCAGCCCAAGAGGGGUGUGCCUGUUAGUCCUGUCCACUGAAGGGAAAGACAAGCCACAGGGCUCCACCUAUUUAAUAAUGGAGGUCACGUCAUCAAGAUGUUCACUUUUACUACUAAUUCUCCUGUUAGGGUUAGUGUUUGUAAAAAUGUAACUGUCACUGGGAGGAAUGUAAAGAAUCACAAAGGAGAGAACAAUGAAAUCCAAUGUGUGUAUCUGUAAAUGGGAAAUAUAGUCUUGAUUUUAAUCCAAAUCGCUCCAGUAAUCACUGGAGAAUGCGGCAGUCAGCCCUUUAAAACCAGAGUUCACAGUAGUAGCAAAAUACAUUUGUCAAUAAUCAAACCGUAAUUUAGACUCCACUGUCAUUGUGAUGAGAGAUUAUUGCAUUUACUGCAUGUGAAAUGUAUUCAUUUUAAAAGUAAAAUGGUCUAUGAUUUGAAUAAAGGUUUUGUGAUACAGCAAAGCAUCUGCA